GGUAUCUCCCGCUCUUCCCGCCACAAACGUUCGGCGACCGGUGCCCAGCGCGCCCACUACCGCAAGAAGCGAAAGUUCGAGCUCGGUCGUCAGGCCGCUAACACCAGGCUCGGCCCCAAGCGUGUCCACUCUGUCCGCGUUCGUGGUGGUAACCUCAAGUUCCGUGCCCUUCGUCUCGAUGCUGGCAACUUUGCUUGGGGAUCAGAACAUGUGACGAAGAAGACUCGUAUCAUCGGUGUCGUUUACAACGCAUCAAACAACGAGUUGGUCCGGACCAACACUCUCGUGAAGAGCGCCAUCAUCCAGGUCGAUGCUACGCCAUUCAGGCAGUGGUAUGAGGCUCACUACGCCCUCCCCGUGUCGAAGAAGCUUGCCAAGCAGGCCGGUGAGAAGGAGGAGACGGAGCCGAAAAAGCUGUCGAACCACGCACAGCGUCACCUUGAGGAGAGGAAGAAGGAGGCGAAGAUUGACCCUCUGCUCGAGAGCCAGUUCGGUGCUGGUCGUCUGUACGCCGUCGUCUCCAGCCGACCCGGCCAGUGCGGCCGUGCCGAUGGCUACAUCCUGGAGGGCAAGGAGCUCGAGUUCUACGUGAGGAAGCUCCGUAGCGGCAAGCAGAAGCACGCGCACGGCGCAUAA
Molecule: messenger RNA, 636 nt
Organism: Stereum hirsutum FP-91666 SS1
Lineage: Eukaryota; Fungi; Basidiomycota; Agaricomycetes; Russulales; Stereaceae
Product: 40S ribosomal protein S8
Exons: 5
Biological process (GO): translation; maturation of SSU-rRNA from tricistronic rRNA transcript (SSU-rRNA, 5.8S rRNA, LSU-rRNA)
Cellular component (GO): ribosome; cytosolic small ribosomal subunit
Molecular function (GO): structural constituent of ribosome
Source: RefSeq, a predicted model, not a curated record